AUGGAUCCGGAUCGAUUGCAAGAAGCACUAAGAAGAGUGCGUCGCGCGUGGGACGAACUGCCACGUGAAGAAUUUGAACGAGCAUUGGACAAUGCCUAUCUUCGUAUGAACUUGCGUCAACAAUACAUUCCAAAUCGCUACAUUAAUCCGCAAAUGCUUAAUGUCGGAAGCCAUGGAGUGAUUUGUUCAGUGCGCGACGUGUUCAAUCCCAAUCUGAAGCUAGUGGCGAAAAUGCACUGGAAUCUCCACAAUCUUGAUCGAGAAAAGACCAAUUAUAGCAACCUGCAAGCAUUAUCAGGAUUUGCCUUUUUCCUAGACGCGUUCAUUAUGCCACUUCAAAACGCAAUUAUGCUAGGAGAUCGUUUCGGAUACAUGAACGUUUUCCAGUACGUCGGAGAGUCACUGCUGAAAAUUGUACAGCGAAGUUUGCCUAUUAAUCAGAGAAAUGUUGUCACUCUGGGCUACAAACUUUUCCUGAUUAUUGAAUCAAUGCACGCGGCUCGACUUGUCCACAGAAGUAUUAAAUUGAACCAUGUCACACUACAAAGACUGCCUAAUGAUAAAUUGAGCAUGUCGCUGAUUGGACUUGAUGAGGCUCUCCCACUUGAUCCCUCGCCAAUGGACAAUUUGGACGUGGUGUCUCAAGAUUCUAGUCUAUUCGUUGACGAUGGAAACCCAUACGAGACAUUCGAUGACUUUAUUUCUGGAAUUUAUCUGAUUCUUCGCUUGUCUGGAAUCGAUAUCUUCGAAAAUACUGGUGGCAAUUUCCGGAGAAUUGGCAAUCAGAAGCAACGAUUCCAUCAGAACCCCCAUCAAUUCCUCAACAAUGAGAAUGUUUGGAUUGGAGAUUUAUACAAUGAGAUUCAAAGACAAAAUGUGCACGGAUAUAAUCACAAUCAACUUUUCCAACAUUUCCGCCAAGCCAUUCCAAACUUUAUUCCAAUUGUCAAUCCAGACCUAGAAAUUGAGUAUAUUCUUAUCGGCAAUGAUACUAUUUUCCUUGGUUAG
Messenger RNA from Caenorhabditis briggsae, 1008 nucleotides. Lineage: Eukaryota; Metazoa; Nematoda; Chromadorea; Rhabditida; Rhabditidae. The transcript has 5 exons. The record is from RefSeq and is a predicted model, not a curated record. Bases 1 to 1008 code for a protein of 335 amino acids.